GAGGCGCUUCAAUCGAUUGCAAGGCGCAGCUUCGGCUCGGCACUCGGCAGCUGAAAAGAAAAAUGGCUGACAGCGAGGAAGGUUUGGCGACUGGAGAGUCGAAUUCCUGUGAUUUAAAUCAAAAAGCCGACGGAGGCACCAAAGCACCUCUGUCUAAAAGUGCGAAAAAAAGAAGGAGGAAGCACGAAGCUGCCCAAGCUGAAGAAGAAGCAAAGCAAGAUGAAGGCCGCAGCAGUAUUUCAAUUGAAGGCAUCAAAGCUGCCAUGGAAAUGCUCACGAUGCAACACAAACCGGCAAAAACUCAGGAAGAGGCACUUCAAAAGCAAUACCAAUUUUGGAACACGCAACCAGUGCCUAAAAUGGACGAAAAAAUAACUAGCAAUGAAUCAAUCGAACCUGACAAAACCGCUGCGGAAAUCAGGCAAGAGCCAUACUCGCUGCCAGAUGGUUUUCAGUGGGAUACCCUGGAUUUGAACGAUCCACUUGUUUUGACAGAACUAUACACUUUGCUUAAUGAGAAUUAUGUAGAGGAUGACGAUAGUCUUUUCAGGUUUGACUAUCCCCAGGAUUUCUUGAAAUGGGCCCUGCAGCCUCCAGGAUGGCUUUCACAGUGGCAUUGCGGAGUUCGUGUCACCAAAAAUAAUCGCCUUGUGGGAUUUAUAUCUGCCAUUCCUGCUUCUAUCCGCAUCUACAACAAAGUGCAGCGCAUGGUAGAGAUCAACUUUUUAUGUGUGCAUAAGAAGUUGCGUUCCAAGAGAGUGGCUCCUGUGUUGAUCAGAGAAAUCACCCGCCGCGUAAAUCAGCAGGGAAUCUUUCAAGCUGUUUACACGGCUGGGGUCGUUUUGCCAAAACCCGUGGGCGCUUGCCGUUACUACCACCGCUCCCUCAACCCUAAGAAGCUGAUUGAGGUCAAGUUCUCUCAUCUUGCAAGGAACAUGACCUUGCAGCGAACGCUCAAGUUAAAUAAACUGCCAGAUAUGCCAAAGACAGAGGGUUUUAAGAUUCUGACUUUGCAAGAGUUAGACAAAACUCAUGCCAUUCUAAAUAAGUACUUGGAAAAAUUUGACCUGGCACCGGUGUUUUCCAAAGAAGACUUCAAACAUUGGUUCUUUCCACGACCAGGCAUUGUUGAUGCUUAUGUGGUUGAGAAAAAUGGAAAAAUCACAGAUUUUGUGAGCUUCUAUACUCUUCCCUCGACUGUAAUGAAUCACCCCAUACACAAGUCUCUCAAGGCGGCCUACUCCUUUUACAACGUCAGCACCUGUACACCUCUGAUCGAUUUGAUGAAUGAUGCUCUAAUAUCUGCCAAAAAUAGCGGAUUUGACGUUUUCAACGCUCUUGAUUUGAUGGAGAAUAAAGAGUUUCUGAAGGAGCUUAAGUUUGGUAAAGGAGAUGGUAACCUGCAGUAUUACCUCUACAACUGGCGUUGUCCAUCCAUCCCCCCUCACAAAAUUGGACUUGUUUUGCAGUGAAGAUUCUCCAAUAUAGUUUAGGAGCAAGCUGUGAUUUCAGUUUCUACACAAGAUGCAAAAAUUGAAUUCAAGAAUUAUGCACCACUGUUUGUAGUCCUUCUUUUUUACUUGAGAAUUUAAAUGGGACGCAAGUAUCAUUAAAAUUUAAAAUAAUGUUCAAUUCAAAACAAAAUUGUCUUUAACAUUACCUGGCUCUCUUUUAUUAUUCAUUUAUUUCUCGCUGAUUUUUAUUGAUCGACUCGGAUUUUAAAAUACUAUGUAUUUCCUAAGAGGGCGCUGAGAAUCUCUUAAAAGAGCCGACAAAUAUUAGUGGCUAAUUGUUCACACCUCCAUUAUUCUAAUAAAAUAAGAAUUACAAAUUUUGUUUAACGGCUAAUUACAUAAAUAUAA
Neocloeon triangulifer is the source of this 1862-nucleotide messenger RNA. RefSeq names its product glycylpeptide N-tetradecanoyltransferase 2 (gene Nmt). Bases 63 to 1472 code for a protein of 469 amino acids. Gene Ontology annotation, biological process: N-terminal peptidyl-glycine N-myristoylation. The record is from RefSeq and is a predicted model, not a curated record. Gene Ontology annotation, cellular component: cytoplasm. Gene Ontology annotation, molecular function: glycylpeptide N-tetradecanoyltransferase activity. NCBI's taxonomy places the organism in Eukaryota, Metazoa, Arthropoda, Insecta, Ephemeroptera, Baetidae. The transcript has 10 exons.